CUCCUUCGAAUGUACAGUGGUGACUGUGUGGAGAAUUUGGAUCAGUCUGCUGCCUCCACGUUAAAGCUAUGCGUUUAUUGUUAGAUUACAUAUAAGUAAAUAAAUAAAUAAAAACGAUUAUUUAUUUCAACAUUUUUGAGUAGGCAGUGCCUCCUCUAAUGAGCCGUUACUGAGCAGACAGUUGAUUUGAACCAUACUUUUUGAGAGCCUUUCAGCUCAUGUAUCAGACAGGUGAUGUAUUGCUGUUUGUCCUGUAGGAAUGAGGUGAAGAUCUCCCAUAGUGACACCAAAGGGGAUCAGUGCACCACUGCGAUGGACUUCUCCAGCACCAGCAGCAAAAAGGCAAGGGCCCACUCAGAGGUGAUUCCACUGUCGCGUGUGGAGGGGUCCUCUUUCUUCGACAGGAAUGAGGUGAAGAUCUCCCAUAGUGACACCAAAGGGGAUCAGUGCACCACUGCGAUGGACUUCUCCAGCACCAGCAGCAAAAAGGCAAGGGCCCACUCAGGUGUGAUUCCACUGUCACGUGUGGAGGGUUCCUUUUUCUUCGACAGGUUGCUCCAUACCAAGAGCACGGCCUAUGACAACAGUGCGAUCAUAUUCUGCAAUCUGACGGAGGUGCCCCCACUGGAAUUACGUGGGCUGUACAACCUGGGUUUCACAUGCUACAUGAAUGCCACUCUGCAAUGCCUGUUCUCUGUGCAGACUUUCUACACAGACCUCCUGAGGCAAAACAGCCUCUUAAGGAGGAUGCCACAGAGUGGGCUACUCAGGUGCUUUACUGCCCUGAUGUCAUCAAAGAACCAGUGUCGGGGUGAAGCAAAAAAACUGCUUCAGCAGAAAGUGAAAGACGCCCUGUCUGCCAGUGCAGUAAUGUUCUCUGGGAACUCGGAGCAAGAUGCCCAUGAGUUCCUCAACCAUUGCCUUGACCAGCUGAAAGAGGAUGGGGAGAAGCUGGUCUUUGCAGGAGAGGUACUCCAGGCCACAAGCCCAGGUAUCUCCCUUUCCAAGUACUCCUGUCCUGUGGUUACCAACAUGGACUUCCAGCUGCAGUACAAGAUGACCUGCACAGGGUGUGGAGACUUCAGUGUAAGGCGAGAGCUCUUUACAAUGUUGUCCAUCAGUGUGCUCCCAGGAUGCUCAAUACAGGACUGCCUGGAUCACUUCUUCAAGGGUUCUUAUCCUCCACCUCAAGAGGUUCAGCUUUGACCCCCUACAGAGAGUCAACAGGAAGCUGGAGGGGCAGG
Messenger RNA from Polyodon spathula (Mississippi paddlefish), 1244 nucleotides. RefSeq names its product ubiquitin carboxyl-terminal hydrolase 37-like. NCBI's taxonomy places the organism in Eukaryota, Metazoa, Chordata, Actinopteri, Acipenseriformes, Polyodontidae. The transcript is spliced from 12 exons. Bases 235 to 1206 code for a protein of 323 amino acids. The record is from RefSeq and is a predicted model, not a curated record. Gene Ontology annotation, biological process: protein K48-linked deubiquitination; protein K63-linked deubiquitination; Ras protein signal transduction. Gene Ontology annotation, molecular function: cysteine-type deubiquitinase activity. Gene Ontology annotation, cellular component: midbody; postsynaptic density; extrinsic component of plasma membrane.